CAGCAGUUACAGAAUAUGGCUCUGGGGGUUGCAAUGGUAGUCUGCCUGCUGUUCAAAGCCAUGGCGGCCACACUGACGGAAGAAGAAGCUGAGGUGCGCAUGGCGCCUCCUACCCCAGCACCGCAGAGCAACCGGACAGUUAACAACACAGAAGCUGACUACAUAGAAGAACCUGUAGCUUUGAAGUUCUCCCACCCUUGUCUGGAAGACCACAACAGCUACUGCAUUAAUGGAAUGUGUGCCUUCCACCACGAGCUGGAGAGAGCCAUUUGCAGGUGCUUUACCGGUUAUACAGGAGAAAGAUGUGAGCAUUUGACCUUAACUUCGUAUGCUGUGGAUUCUUACGAGAAAUACAUUGCAAUCGGGAUUGGCGUUGGAUUACUAAUUAGUGCUCUCCUUGCUGUCUUAUAUUGCUAUGUAAGAAAAAGAUGCUUAAAUCUGAAAUCACCGUACAUCAUCUGCUCUGGAGGGAGACCAUUGUGAGACCUUACAAGGCAUAUUCUCCAAGUCAUUUGUCAAAAGCAAUGGGGACUCGGAUGGAGAUCUUCAGAUGAUACAGAAUGUGACAAACUAGCUUGAAGAUAAUGGAAGUUUGGGUCACAAUGCAAUACGAGGAUAACAUUGAGCAUUGAUUGGUUCUCAGGUUUGCUGUCUUCGGUGCCACAGGAGCUAUGUGAACAAGCUACACAGACUCCAAGUUUACAGUGCUACUUUGGGCUUGUUAUUGUGUGGUCAUUGCCACUGUAGGAGGACUUGUUUCAUGCUUCUGAUCAUCUCAAAUGUGAAUUUUCAU
Molecule: messenger RNA, 793 nt
Organism: Microtus ochrogaster (prairie vole)
Lineage: Eukaryota; Metazoa; Chordata; Mammalia; Rodentia; Cricetidae
Gene: Epgn
Product: epithelial mitogen
Biological process (GO): positive regulation of mitotic nuclear division; positive regulation of cell population proliferation; epidermal growth factor receptor signaling pathway
Molecular function (GO): epidermal growth factor receptor binding; growth factor activity
Source: RefSeq, a predicted model, not a curated record